This is a messenger RNA of Phycodurus eques (leafy seadragon), 7564 nucleotides long. RefSeq names its product von Willebrand factor C domain containing 2 like (gene vwc2l). The coding region runs from base 480 to 1145 and encodes 221 amino acids. Gene Ontology annotation, cellular component: AMPA glutamate receptor complex. Gene Ontology annotation, biological process: negative regulation of BMP signaling pathway. Gene Ontology annotation, molecular function: protein binding. NCBI's taxonomy places the organism in Eukaryota, Metazoa, Chordata, Actinopteri, Syngnathiformes, Syngnathidae. The transcript has 4 exons. The record is from RefSeq and is a predicted model, not a curated record.
UCAGUGGCUUUCCAGCGUGAUGAAAGUCGGAGCGUUGCCUCAGCUGUCUCUACUCCGAUCAAAAUAGAACCCUCAAAUAAUCCCCUCUUCUUUCACUCUGUGCUUCAAAUCGACAAAUUGUAGGGAUUUUUAUGGACUCUACUGGCCGAUGGCUGGAUGCACGCGUGUAUGCGCAACAAGAGUGCGCCUUAAUAUUCCUUUGCACCACUGGGGAAUACUGAAUGAAUGUUCAGGGAUUUUAUAAUCGGCUCUGGUUGACCGUUUGGACGCUCGGAGGUGAGUCGGCUCGGGGUAGGAUUUGACGCAGAGCUACUUUACGUGGACAUCAUGUCAACACGGAUUCACAGCAGCUGAAGCAGCUGCAUAACUUGAUGUGGCAAUGAUGCUCGUGAUACAACAGCGUCGGGCGGACACCGGUGCUUUAGGGAUGCCAUCCCCGUAAAUCCCGUUGCAUGAGGAUCUUUACGCCGCGGUGAAGGAUGGCUCCAGUCCUCUCGGCCGCCUUCAUCCUUCUGCUGGCCCUCCUCGGCCCCGCCGCUACGGCCACUAACCCCGAGGAGGAUUACGCCGGAGACGAGGCGGAGCGGACGGCCGGUGAGAGCCUCGUGUUCGACGACUACCGGGGGAAAGGAUGCGUGGACGACAGCGGUUUCGUCUACAAGCUCGGGGAGCGCUUCUACCCGGGCCACUCCAGCUGCCCGUGCGUGUGCACGGAGGACGGGCCCGUGUGCGACCAGCCCGAGUGCCCCAAACUUCACCCCAAGUGCACCAAAGUGGAGCACAACGGGUGCUGCCCCGAGUGCAAGGAGGUGAAAAACUUUUGCGAGUACCGAGGGGAAACCUACAAAAUUCUGGAAGAGUUUAAGCCGUCACCUUGUGAAUGGUGCCGCUGCGAACCAAAUAAUGAGGUGCACUGUGUGGUGUCCGACUGUGCUGUCCCAGAGUGCGUCAACCCUGUGUAUGAGCCGGAGCAAUGCUGCCCCAUCUGUAAAAAUGGUCCAAAUUGCUUCGCUGGAUCGACGAUCAUCCCAGCUGGAAUUGAAGUAAAAGUGGACGACUGCACCAUCUGCCGCUGCCACAUCGGAGAUUGGUGGAAACCGGCGCAGUGCUUGCGGCGUGAGUGCCUCAACGGCCAGUCAUCAUAGAGAGACUCCAGUGGGGAUGCGAGAUAAGAUCAGGCACCGCCCUGCCUACCUACUGCACCAUUUUAUAUGAUUGACAGGGCAGGAGCACAAUUCUGAAACAACCUGAUGAGAAAUACAGGACAGUAUGACAUUGUCUCGUGAUUGCAGAGUUGAUAAUGGAGGUGAUGACGAUGAUGAUGGAGAUGGAGGUGGAACCGGUCUCCUGUCUUUCCCCCCCACAACUUUUCUGUCAUAUUUGCAGAAUUUGACUUGCUUGACUUGCCGCUGUCAACGCUUCAGAUUUGAGCUCGUUCUUCACCGUGGGCAAUGUGAAUUAAUCAUAGUGAUCGUUUUUGUUGUUCCUGUCAGAGAACGUAGCAGCUGGAAAAGGAACCGCAAGCACACUGCUCUGUGCUAGUUUUUUGUUCUUUUUUGUGGGGGGGGGGUGUCUCGUGAGGAUUAACACACGAAAGCACUUAGUGUCACAAAUUCACUUUAAAAGCUUGUUUACAGGAUGCACAUCACAUUUAAAUGUGUCUUUUACAUUUAUUGUAUGAAUUCACCUCCAACACUGAUGCUAUUGUUCAUUAAAUAAGUAGAUUGUAUUGAUUGAUCCCGAGUUGCAACGUGAACAUAAAUAUGUUGAGAUAAGAAGUGUAGAGGUUACACUUAAUAUCCGUUUUACAAACAAUGAAGUAUUCCAAAAUUUUGACACAUCAACACCAUCAUCAGUAUGAGAAAUUUGAUUGUGUUUGUGUCUUUUUCCUGGAAAAAAAAAACAACAAAAACUACAUUGAGUGAAAUCCACUCAUCUCUUGGGUUUGUGCAAUCACCAAAUACCUAUUUUGAGGAAUAAUAUUCUUAAAAAUGUUCUAUAUAAAUAACACCUCAAGAAUAUAUGUCAGAUCCCAGGAGAGACUGCGUCUACUGGUCUCAGGUUCGUUAAGGAAUUUUGACAUUCACUCAACAAAAUUACAACUUUAUUCUCCAUAAGCGAGGACUUUGUUUUCUGACUGAACAUGACUUUUCUCCUACAAUUUUAAGUUAUUCACAUAACAGUACAAUACUAGCUUUGUCACAUAGUUUUGCUGUUGUAUUGUUUGUGUUUGUUUUGAGUAUGGCACUAAUCCUCAUUUGUAUCAACACCCGCAAUUCUUAUUGAUUAUUAAAGGGUGACCUUUUGUGACAUUUGUUAAAACAGUAGUGCAUGAUAAAUAUGAUGAUUGAAAAAGUCAGUUGUCUUUGGCCCCAUUUUGUGCCUGUAAUUUCACAUACAAGAAACCACUACGCCUGAGGAAAAUGAAAGCAGAGAAAAAGGGGUGAUUUGCGGGGUGUCAAUCAUUUGUUGCGCAAUCAGCGGGCACACUCACAUCCACGCAGCCUCGCAAAAAAUAAAACCUCAAAACAGAGAACAUUUAGUGUUGUAGUAACACUCCGUUACGAAUAAGGGGCUCUUCUGGAAUAACAAGGUGACGACAGGUCAGCACGAGGCUACAAGGGUGUACUCGCUGCGAGCAACAAAUGAUUGACACCUCGUAAGUCAUGCCUUCUGUCUCUGGUUGUUUUACCUUGAGCGUGAUCAUUUCUUGCACUGUAUAUCAAAUUAGAGGCAGAAGAUUGGGCCAGAGACAGCAGAUUUUUUUUCAUAGAUAUAUAUAAUGUAAAUGUACUACGAUGAAGUCAUAAUGACUGUUUUAACAAAUAGGACCAAAAAAAGUGUUGUUUUUAAAUGGCAAACCCCCCUUUAAAUUAUUUAAAAUAUGUUCAUAACAAUUUUAAGGUGUUCAAAAAUCUGCCAAAACCCAUAACACCAUACAGGCCAUCAUUUCUGACUGUCAUUGAUGUAUUUAUUUUUUAUUAUUAUUUUUUAAGAGGUUCCUAUCCUCCAAAUAUGACCACAAACCAAAUGUUUUCUCUUGGAAACAAAGUAAUUCGCGUGCCAAGAGCAGCCUGCUUCCAUUUCCCUUAAUCAAGCCGUUUUCAGUGUUUUCAGUGUCAUCUUGAGUAAGCACUCAGUUCCUUCAUGUAGUCAAGCCCACCCAGUUCAGGGUGUACCCUCACUAGGGUCGCGGGCGUGCUGGAGCCUAUCCCAGCUAUCAUCAGGCAGGAGGCGGGGUACACCCUGAACUGGUUGCCAGCCAAUCGCAGGGCACAUACAAACAAACGACCAUUCGCACUCACAUUCACACCUACGGGCAAUUUAGAGUCUUCAAUUCAUGCAUGUUUUUGGGAUGUGGGAGAAAACCCACGUAGGCACGGGGAGAACAUGCAAACUCCACACAGGCGGGACCGGGGAUUGAACCCUGGUCCUCAGAACUGUGAGGCUGACGCUCUCACCAGUCGUCCAUCGUGCCACCAUGUAGUCAAGCCACACCAGUAAAACUAUAUGCCUGUACUUCCAAAUUAUGUUGUACCCCCAUUGCGUUUGAAUAGCUCCAAUGUGGUUGUGCUAUAGACUGGCGUUAAAAGACUACAAUGUUAUCUUGAUGCAGUACUAUGGGGUGCCGUUUUGUAAAGCGCCUCACACUCCUACCCUAUUUACAACAAUAUUUGUCAACUUUAUAGUUAAAUACAAAUAUUAAAUGUUACACCUAAAUCUCAAAUCUAAAUGCUCAAUAUAUAUCUAAAUAUAAAUCUUAAAUAUAUAUAAAUCUAUAUAUAAUUGUUAAAUGAAUAUCUAAAUGUUAAUUCUUACAUUUAAAUAUAAACCUUAAAACUGUAUAACUGAUAUAUAUAUAUAUAUAUACACAUACAGUGGGUAUGGAAAGUAUUCAGACCCCCUUAAAAUGUUCGCUAUUUUCAUCUUUCCUUCGUUUGCAACCAGUCGUCCUGUCCCUGCAGCUGAAAAACAGCCCCACAGCAUGAUGUUGCCACCACCAUGUUUCACUGUUGGGAUUGUAUUGGACAGGUGAUGAGCAGUGCCUGGUUUUCUCCUGGCUUUCAUGUGUACUUGCUCUGAGGAGAGGCUUCCGUCGUGCCACUCUGCCAUGAAGCCCCGACUGGUGGAGGUCUGCAGUGAUGGUUGACUUUCUAGAACUUUCUCCCAUCUCUCGACUGCAUCUGUGGAGGUCACUCACAGUGAUCUUUGGGUUCUUCUUUACCUCUCUCACCAAGACUCUUCUCCCUCAAUUGCUCAGUUUGGCCGGACGGCCAGCUCUAGGAAGGGUCCUGAUCGUCCCAAACGUCUUCCAUUUCAGGAUUAUGGAGGCCACUGUGCUCUUAGAAACCUUAAGUGCAGCAGCAUCUGGCCAAGGUUUUUUGUAACCUUGGCCAGAUCUGUGCCUUGCCACAAUUCUGUCUCUGAGCUCUUCAGGCAGUUCCUUUGACCUCAUGAUUCUCAUUUGCUCUGACAUCCACUGUGAGCUGUAAUGUCUUAUAUAGACAUGUGUGUGGCUUUCCUAAUUAAGUCCAAUCAGCAUAAUCAAACACAGCUGGACUCCAGCGAAGGUAUAGAACCAUCUCAAGGAUGAUCAGAAGAAAUGGACAGCACCCGAGUUAAAUAUAAGAGUGUCACAGCAAAGGGUCUGAAUACUUAUGGCUGUUUGAUAUUUCAGUUUUUCUUUUUUAAUAAAUCAGCCCAAAAAAAAUUUCUGUCAAUAUGGGGUGCUGUCUGUACAUUAAUGAGGAAAAAAAUUAACUUAAAUGAUUUUAACAAAUGGCUGCAAUAUAAAAAAGUGAAAAAUUUAAGGGGGUCUGAAAACUUUUUGGGAUUUAACUAUAAAGAUGACAAAUAUUGUUCAAAUGUGCAGAAAAAUGACACGAAAAUUCACACAACUUUUAAAACAUGUUUUGAAGCUAAAUGUGACAAAAUGUUAUUUUUGGCGUGAGCAGAUUUACAAACGCCACCCCAUACAGUACUUUCAAAAUACACCAUGAGCGUUGUUGUUUUAGCAGUGCUACAAUGACCAUGGACUGUGAAAAUGUCACCCAGUAGAGCGGGAACCUCCACCAAGAACAGAUUGUUAACAAAAGUCAAAUACAUUGCAUGGAGCGUCCGAUUAGCGUUUGUUUGUGUGUUAGUAGACUACUUUCGAAUUCAUGGAGGAUGACGAUGCGAUGGAUCUUUAUCCAGAUAAAUACCAACAUUCAAACAGUUGCUCGGCAUAUGCUCGACCCAUCUAAAAAGCAUCAUGCAAAUUUUGUUUUGUGUAUUUUUGCCUGCGAUCUGCGUCUUUCAAAAUGACUGCUGUGAGUAUUAAGAACAAAGCUAGUAGUGGGUUGACUUUUGCACAGUAUUGUAUUUUAUGAAAUCAGAGGGGUUAAAGUAAGGCCCACAACCCAAUAAUGUUUUCAACAUGAAAAAUACUAACUUUUGAGUCAACAGUGCUGUCCAAUUCAGUUGCAUCAUCUAUCACCUGAUUCCCCCCCCAAUGUCCAGAUAAUCUCUUCCUGUUAACUUCUUUUCUUUGGUGAUGAUGGAUAGUCUGCCUAAUUGCAUGGUCUGGCACCAUAUCUUUAGAUGGAAAUGAAAAUCAGAUAAACACUAAUAUUAGACUUAUGAGCGGUUCUUCAUAGCAUUGAGGUGCAGCAGCAAUCAGUAGGGUUAAAUAUUGGGCACACAAACUAAGCUACGGUCAUAUCCAUUAUUAACCAGUGGUGAUUUUUCCCUGAGCAGGUUAUCUUUCUUCAGGCCGCUGACUAGUUGCGACUGAAUAAACAGCUCCUCUGCUGGUUGCAACCAAGUACUGCACUCCAUUUCACCCAAGUUACUGCCAGAGAUAAUCGAUAAAGAAUUCUUCACAAUUGACCAAACUCAGUGAAACUCAUGCCAAUGCCUAGUUGCAAAGCAAGUAAUUAAAUAUUGUUUUAUUCAUAUUAAUUUCAUUUGAUUUAGUGUAUUUCUGGGUGAAAAGACAGAGCCCAUCUAUCUGGCUUAUGGUAUGGAGAGACCAUUGAUUUAUAAAUCCCAACCAUCGUGCUCCAGACAUCUUAGCACUAAUACACUGUUAUUUAUCUUCAUUAUCCAUAUCACAGUCUUGUUAGAAUUCAGUCCACGUAUAUGUGCUGAUACAAUUUGGAAUUACUCUAGCGGGCGGCAAGAAAAAGACAGAACUGUGAGUGCUGGAUGAAAAGAAAAAGCUCUGAGACAUCGCUCUCACCACUCUAAAAAGGAUAAAUGAAGGUUGCUCUGUGACUUCAUGCGACACCAAAAAAGGCUUCAACAUUAAUAAGCAUCCAUUUUCUGCCGCUGUUUGAAGUCUGUCCGAGUUGGCUUGGACCGGAAGACGGACUAGACCCUGAACCGGUCACCAGUUAAUUACAAGCUGAUCACAAAUCCAGCAUUUGAGUGGGAAUUGAUCCUACGGAAGAUCUAUGGAAGACAGCUAUGUCAACCACAACCAAUGGCCGAUCACUGUCAAUAUGUGGAUGUAUAUGCAUAGAUUGAGAUCAAAGAAAGGAAAUAAUUAUUGACAAAGUAGAGCAAAUAAUUAUUGUUCUAUUGUGUGGAUGACAUUGGCUAUCAAGGGCAAUCCAGCAUCAGUAUUUAUUUGUUCUAUGUGAAUGUAAUUUUUAACCUCCUCAGUUCAAAACCACAACCUUGUUCAUGCAAAUAGGGACAGGCAUUUGACUAAAUGUCCUUGAUAAACAAUGGCGAAAAUUAACAUUCAAUGAAGAUAAAAUAAUCCUUUAAUUAUCCUCUGAAGGAAAAUUUGUGUUGCAGCAGCACACAGUAGAUUUUUUGUUUUGUUUUAAAUAAUAGAAUAAAACAAUGAAAACAACAAUCAAUAAAUGGAAUAAAUAUUGUUAACGUUUAUAUGUUGAUUUGUAUUUAUAAAAGCAGUUAAUCUCUCCCUGGAUGUUUUUAACUCCUGUUGUGACACCAGUGUAUUAAGCAGAAUAAUGCUUGCUGGAGGAGUUCGCAAUUGUGGAGAACCACAUGGAUGUAGUCUGACUUCCCUGAGCAGGUUAUCUUUCUUCAGGCCGCUGACUAGUUGCGGCUGAAUAAACAGCUCCUCUGCUGGUUGCAACCAAGUACUGCACUCCAUUUCACCCAAGUUACUUCCAGUGAUAAUCGAUAAAGAAUUCUUCACAAUCGACCAAACUCAUUGAAACUCAUGCCAAUGCCUAGUUGCAGAGCAAGUAAUUAAUUAUUGUUUUAUUCAUAUUAAUUUCAUUUGUCGAUAAAAUGUGCCUGCAAUAGGAAGACAAACACUGUUAAUACACAAUCAGUUGUAUUCAUUUUUGGGGAGCAUUAAGGGUUAUUUUGCAGACUGUAUAAAUUGAGGCAUUUGAAAAUCUUAAAAGUAUAAUAAGCUAAGAGCACGCUUGAUCGUAAAUGAACACAUGCUUGCACAGGUUCACCCUAGGUUUAGACAGGGAACACAAGUUACAUACAAGUUACAAAACAACCCUUGGUGCUCCACAUGCUGUUUCUAUAUAAAUAACUUUAAAUAUACUGUAUCUGUAUUUAGGAUGUGGAAAAAAAGUGUAUUAAUCAU